Owenia fusiformis is the source of this 1892-nucleotide messenger RNA. Lineage: Eukaryota; Metazoa; Annelida; Polychaeta; Sabellida; Oweniidae. The record is from the annotation of a GenBank genome assembly.
UUAGAUAACUUUGACAUUACUUGUCAGACAAACUCUACUCUAAGAAGGAUAAAGUUAUCAAUUCCCUCAAGUCUCUAUCAUAAAAGAGGACCAAACUUGUACUAAAAGAGGACCAAACUCUGAACUGUAAAAAGGACUGAAAUAACUGUAGGUUUAAUAUACUAAAAGAGUAAAAGUACCUACAUUUAUUAUAACAUUGAAGAUAAGGAACUAAUCAUGUCUAGUAACAAUGUCAUUAAAUGCUGGAAACUUCAAAAGUAUGCGCACCUUCAGCCUGUGGAACAACCCAAAGUGGCGUCAUCAAAUGAAGGAGAUCAGUGGAAACAUUAUGAUGGCCAUACAGGAACACUUACAAUAAGCAUUGCUGGGAAAUCUCAUUUAAUAGUGACAUACAAGGAAACAAUACUUGAGUGCCAUUCCUUAUUAGAUGCCAGAAACUGGAUGAGGGCCAUUGUAAAAGGAGACAGUGUACUCUUUGUUUAUAAAAUCAAAAAUGAUAGCGGUCGCUUCAGGAUAAAGUUUGAAUCUGGUAUAGAUCAAUGUCAGGAGUCUAUGCGUCAGUUGAACCAAUAUUUCCAUGUGAAAGGACUACCUGAGCAUGACACACCUAAUAUUCUUGAUGCAGAUGAGCCAAUUACAACUCAACCGAACGAGACUGCAAAACUAGGAGACCUAACAAAGUUGCUUCUUGAGAAGAAUACUGAGUGUUUGCCUAAUGCUUAUCAAUGGAGCAACCUACCAAGUAAUGCUGGUGACUUGGAUCAGAUAAUAAGGCUAUGUUUGGCUGAUCCUAGUUUCCCAGCUUUUGUGGGAAAAGUUGAAGAACAGUUGAAUAAGUUAAAGACAGAGUAAAUUAUCGAACAUUUUAAUGAAGUUUUGAAUUUUCACAAUGCUCACAAAACCCCAUAAAAAUAAUUGAGAAGUUAAAACUGUCAGACGUUCCAAAAAUGACAUUCUUGCAAAUUCACCUUUUAUAAUUGAAAUAUUUGUUAUCAUUAAUCAUUCUCAUUUUGAAAGUGUGAGUCCUACAUUAAAUGCUGUGGUAUGUAGUCGCAACACGGCCUUUCAAGAAAGAAUUUUAUGAAUCAGAGUUUCUAGUUAAUAGGAUCACUGGGUAUUCGGAUGUUUAUUUUAAAACCUGAAUUCUUCAUCCCUUGGAUUAUCAUUAGUAUUAAAAACACGCAUGGGCUUUUAAAAUGAGAGGAAUUUUAUCUACCCCUCUUCAGUUCAAAUAAAUGCCCAUGGACCUAUUAGUGAGUAACUCCAGUUCAGUUGUCACUACAUGGUUUGUCAAGAAAGCCCAUGAUAUCAAUUAUUUAUUUGAAUUUAAAAUAAUUAUUUUCCAAUUGAUUUGAAUACAAGGACAUAUUUUAAUGUUCAGUUAUAUCUCCAUGUUCUUUGAUUAUGAAACAGAAUGAGUGUUUAUUAUGGAGUGGAAGCUACAAAUGAUGAUUACUAGGGUAACUGUACUUGCACUGAAAAAUUGCUGCAAAAUCCAGCAUUUGGAAUUUACAGCUAGCCUUGAUAUGGGAGAAAACCAUGAAAAAUAUUCAAAGUUUUGGCCAAACUAGAAGAAUCCUAAGUAGACACUUUUUUUAAUGUACCUAAUGUUACAUGCUUAUUUACUGUACUUCUACUUAAUAAUAUAACAUGGUACUAAAAUUACAGUGAAAUCUGGCAGUGACUUAAUUUGGCGAACUUAAACAAUUUGGUGGAUUAAAAUUAAAACAACUGCCAAUUAAGUAGAAGUACAGUAUCUCUGAUUUCAUCUUAAACUCUUUCAAAGAAAAUAUUUUUUGGUGAAAUAACAAAAUUCAGUAAGUAGAAUCAAAUAACUGAUGUUAAGUUAUGAAAAUAAUGUUAUAAAGUUUAAAUUAGGCUAAUAAGGUUUG